GCGACCCCACCCGGAGCGCUUUAAAAGCCCGUAGAUGGCAGCUCUGCAUCCUCCCCAUAGCCACAGCAAAGAGAGAGCGGACAGCGGAGCGAAGCGCAUGCAGCAGCGGACUAUCCUCACGACAUCAAGCCGAAGGAAAACCGGGAGCGAAGAAAAUGAGAGGGCGGCUGCUGAACUUUGGGAAGAAGUAGUUUGAUAAGCGAAUAUUUAUUCCGGCGGAAAAACCUCCAAAUUGCGCGGAGAAAAAGAGAAGCCAUGCAGCACUACGGGGUGAACGGCUACUCUCUGCACGCCAUGAAUUCCCUGAGUGCCAUGUACAACCUUCACCAACAGGCGGCGCAGCAAGCGCAGCAUGCACCUGACUACAGGCCCUCAGUGCAUGCGUUAACCCUUGCAGAGAGACUAGCAGACAUUAUCCUUGAGGCCCGCUAUGGCUCCCAGCACAGAAAGCAGAGGCGCAGUCGCACAGCCUUUACCGCGCAACAGCUGGAGGCUCUGGAAAAAACCUUCCAGAAGACCCACUAUCCUGAUGUGGUGAUGCGGGAGCGCCUGGCCAUGUGCACCAACCUGCCUGAGGCCCGUGUGCAGGUGUGGUUCAAGAACCGCAGAGCCAAGUUUCGCAAGAAGCAGCGCAGUCUCCAAAAGGAGCAGCUACAGAAGCAGAAGGAAGCGUCAGGAGCUGGUGAAGACUCACCAGAAGACUCUAAAACAGACCUCACAAAUACUCCUAACACCACCACCAGUACCACCACCGUGGUUCCUGAGGUCCGCAGUCCUCCUCCUCCUCCUUCGUCCUCUUCAUCCUGUCACUCAGAGUCAGAGCGGCUGGCCGCAGCACGGCCUCAGCCGGGAGAGAUGAGCGUGGAAGUCAAUGUCACGUCCCCAGAGCCAUCAGACAGCGAGUCAGCAACAGAAGAUAAUGCUGAGCGAGAGGAGGAGGAAAUUAGUGGGGAGUCUAGGGUAAAACUCAGGGAGGAGGUGCAAGCAGACGGGUCUAUCCAGGCAGGAAGGAGCUCUCCGUUCUGCAAGAGACUCAGUCCCACAUCAGACUCUCCCUUGAGCUCCCCCGCCCUGCCCACCUCCAGCAGUGUAACCAGCGGGCUGGUUCAGAGUAACUCCUACGCCUCGUCUCCCCUCAGCCUCUUUCGACUGCAGGAGCAGUUUCGGCAGCACAUGGCAGCCACAAACAAUCUGGUGCACUACCCAUCCUUUGACAUGAGCGCACCGUCCUCCCUGCCCUACCUGGGCAUGAAUGUCAACAUGCCUUCCCCACUGGGCUCACUGCCCUGCCAGUCCUACUACCAGACCCUAUCACAAGCCCAGCAGGUGUGGAACAGCCCGUUGCUGCAGGCGGCUCCAGGCAGCCUCCCGGGAAGCCUCAACAGCAAGACUACAAGCAUCGAGAACCUCCGGCUAAGGGCCAAGCAGCACGCAGCGUCGCUGGGACUGGACACGCUUCCCAACUGAAGAACCUGGCUGCAUUUCAAGCCAAAAAUCCAACUUUUCUUUUGACCUCUCAAAGUAGUUUCGUGCAUCCAAGAAGAUUUUCUGCAGAAGCCCAAGAACACAUCAGUGUUACCUCCAAUAUGAUCACAAGAUGUUUUGCUGAUCAAAUGUCUAAUGUCCAUACUAAUUUUCAAGUAAAAGUCACAUGAACUGCUGAUGUUUAAUUUGCAUUGUGAAAACCAGAGUUCAGUGGUUAAGAGGAGAAAAGAAAGCGUUCACAAAAUAAACAAGCUGAGCUAAAGUAAAUACUUUGGAGGACCUACCUCAAUAUGGAUUGUCAACACACAAUUUCCUAUUGCCUCAUUAUCAUCAUCAUAGUCAUUCACCUUAAAGACAAGAGGAAUACAUUGUCUGGAUGGAGUUAAGAGAUAACAAUCAUAACCAUCCCUUCUUGACGGUAGAUGAGACUGAAGAGGAUGUUGCUUUCAUCAACUGUGAAAGGGCGACUGUAUCAGCUGGUGCACACCAUCAUCAAGUCAGGACAAAUAUUCUUCCCAGUGUUCAUCUGAGAUUUUAAAAUAUCUUGCAACUUUACAAGAUCCCUUGAACGUAACAUGUGCAUGCGUGAGAUUCUCUUAAGCUUGGCUUGUAUAGCCACCCAACACAGCUAUCAUGGAAACAGAAAAAGACCUGACACCACAAAACAAAGGUUGGGCCAUUCUCUGAGACCUGCUUGUUCGAAGGCAUUUUUCUCAACUUGGACUAAAUAGAGUCUUGUAAAUAACCCCCAAUGCUUACCUCCAUCUGACUGGUUUCAAAGUAACCCCAAAUCAACAUUCGCGCAAAGGGUUUUGGAGAAAAACUAAAAAUUCUUUCCCAAUUAUAACCUCGAGCAACCACAUAAAUAAAAUACAGGGGAAAAGUUGCCAACCUUUUUGUGCUUGCCAGUGGCUUCGGCAGAAAGAAGCAAAUGGUACAUCUCUGUAUUAUAUAUCACUGUAGAUGAAAGACAUGUACUUGUCAGUUGGUUAAAAUAUGAGUAAUUUAUCUGUUCAGUACAAGAGAAUAAAUUGUAAAUGAAGUGUU
Messenger RNA from Xiphophorus hellerii (green swordtail), 2532 nucleotides. Its product is annotated as diencephalon/mesencephalon homeobox protein 1-A-like. Bases 256 to 1467 code for a protein of 403 amino acids. NCBI's taxonomy places the organism in Eukaryota, Metazoa, Chordata, Actinopteri, Cyprinodontiformes, Poeciliidae. Gene Ontology annotation, biological process: regulation of transcription by RNA polymerase II. The record is from RefSeq and is a predicted model, not a curated record. The transcript has 5 exons. Gene Ontology annotation, molecular function: DNA-binding transcription factor activity, RNA polymerase II-specific; RNA polymerase II transcription regulatory region sequence-specific DNA binding.